CCUCCCGGGGCAGCUCGCACGGCCACAGGGACGCACGGCCGCCGUGGCCUCCGUCCAGCGCGCAGGCCCUCGCGGAGGAUGUCAUGGCACCUGGCGGAGGCCUGGCCUAGCAUGGCCAGCGCGUUGCCCGACGUCGCCUCCGGCUAGGAUGGCCCCCCCGGGUCCGGCCGGCGCGCACCCCACCUCGGCCGAGCCGCUGUCCCGCAGCAUCUUCCGGAAGUUCUUGCUGAUGCUUUGCUCCCUGCUCACGUCCCUUUACGUCUUCUACUGCCUGGCCGAGCGCUGCCAGACCCUGUUGGGCCCCGUCGUGGGGCAGUCGGGUGGCGGCGAGGAGGUGGGCGCGGCGGGUCGUGGCGUCCUGGCCGUAGGCCCGAGGGAGCUGGCGGUGUGGCCGGCGGCGGCGCAGAGAAAGCGCCUCCUGCAAGUGCAGCAGUGGCGGAGGCGCCGGCCGCCCGCGCGGCGGGACGGCGGCGAGGAGGCGCCCUGGGAGGAGGAGUCCCCCGCGCUGGCCGGGGCUCCUGGAGGCUCCGGGGCUGGGAGCAGCGUGGCCGAGACCCCGCCGGGGACCCUGGCCCUGCUGCUGGACGAAGGCAGCAAGCAGCUGCCUCAGGCUAUCAUCAUCGGCGUGAAGAAGGGCGGCACGCGGGCGCUGCUGGAGUUCCUGCGCGUGCACCCCGACGUGCGCGCCGUGGGCGCCGAGCCCCACUUUUUCGACCGCAGCUACGACAAGGGCCUCGCCUGGUACCGGGAGCUGAUGCCCAGAACCCUGGACGGGCAGAUCACCAUGGAGAAGACGCCCAGCUACUUCGUCACCCGGGAGGCGCCGGCGCGCAUCUCGGCCAUGUCCAAGGACACCAAGCUCAUCGUGGUGGUGCGUGACCCGGUGACCAGGGCCAUCUCGGACUACACGCAGACGCUGUCCAAGCGGCCCGACAUCCCCACCUUCGAGAGCCUGACGUUCCGCAACCGCAGCGCGGGCCUCAUCGACACGUCGUGGAGCGCCAUCCAGAUCGGCAUCUACGCCAAGCACCUGGAGCACUGGCUGCGCCACUUCCCGCUCGGCCAGAUGCUCUUCGUGAGCGGCGAGCGGCUCAUCCGCGACCCGGCCGGCGAGCUGGGCCGCGUGCAGGACUUCCUGGGCCUCAAGAGGAUCAUCACGGACAAGCACUUCUACUUCAACAAGACCAAGGGCUUCCCCUGCCUGAAGAAGGCCGAGGGGAGCAGCAAGCCCCACUGCCUGGGCAAGACCAAGGGCAGGACGCACCCCGACAUCGACGGCGAGGUGGUGCGCAGGCUGCGCGACUUCUACCGGCCCUUCAACCUCAAGUUCUACCAGAUGACCGGGCAGGACUUCGGCUGGGACGGAUAAUGAUAUAAUUUAAAAAGAAAAAAGAAAAUAUCAAGAUAUAAUAUAUUUUUUUACCAAUCGGUAGAGAAAAAGGCCGUUUAAUACUUGUGCUGAAAAUAUUGGUUUCAGUAUUUUUUUCAAUGAAUGUUAAGGGAUUUUCUCGCCUCCGCCCCAUCUUCCUGUUUCACUCACGCCAAACAUUUGGAUAAACAAGGAAAACUUCACUUACCUACACACUUUCAGUUUUCAAUGUGUAUUUUAUGUUUUAUGUACACAAUUAUAAAGCAUGAGCAUCAGUUGCCGUUAAAACUUUGAAGAAAAUCUGGAGAACAAACCUCUCUCCCUCUCUAUUGAAAGGCCCCUAGAACACUGAUAUCUUUCUAACCUUAUGCUUUUCUCCCUCUAUUUUUUUUUCUGUGCCAUUUUAAAAAAAACACUUCCCAAUUAAUGAUACUGCAUGUUUGCACACCAUUUCCCAGUUGUCUCAGUGCUUUCAAAUAAAACACCUUUUUCCAUCCUUACUCUGCUAAAUUCUCUAAGAACGGUACACAAAUAUUAUUGUCCCCAUUUUACAGAUAAGGAAGCUGAGUCUCAGGAAGGUUACAGGACUUAAAGCCAGAUGGUGGCCCCUGGACAAAACCCCAUCUUCCACUUGUUCCUAGUUGAUGCCACAUUUCCCCGGGGGGAUGGGAAAUAGCCUCUGUACCUUUAGAAAUGGUUAGCUAGCUGGGGACAGGGAAGGUUUCCUACUGCUUUCUCAGUGCCAGGCUGACCUCAUGGCAUUCAGUCACAAGGAGUCACAAAUGUUCAAGGAAACCACUCAGACCUGGACACGACACCAUUCAAGAGCAGACGUUGGCUUGGUAAAGUACCCUGAGACGUGGAAAUCUCAGCUUGAUUGAGGGUGAGGGAAAUUAUGGGAUUCUUGUAUGGAGAUAAAAGUGGCAAUCACAAUAGGAACAGGACAAUAUAUGGUAGGAGCAUAAUUCACGUACUGGUUGUUCGACUUUUUUCUUUUUAAGUAAAACCUUGACUUCAGUAAGAGCUUAUAGGUAUGAAUCUCAUUUUCCUUGACCUCCUUUUUAACGAAGGAAAUCUGCUUCUCUUUGAACUGUUUCAUUUCUACCCUUGGAGCUAGAAAGAAUAUAAUAAAUGUUUUAUUUACAGCACCAUUAUUUUUCAUGGGUGGCAGAAUGUCACUUUGUCACUUUAAUUUUUCCCCAUUUCCUACUCACACCACAUAUAACCUAGUGUUCAUUAAUAUUUGGAAAUUAUUCUAAGAAAUACAGAUGUGGGUAAAAUGGUGGAUUUUCUUCUAUCUGUUUUUGCCCAUCCCCCAUUUAAAUAGCUCAAAUAAAUCAAUAGUUUAUUAAGAGUAUUCCUUUUCUCUCUGAGUGGGCAUUAACAAGAUUAGCAUUAAUGGGAAUUAAAUUGGUUUAGAGAGGAGCACAUAUGUGCAAAAUAUAUAAAACAUUUAUAAUUAGUCUGUCAGCCACAUUUUAUUACAGGUUUAAACCCAAGAGGAAAAUGUCUCCUGUCUCAUGGACGUUUUCCACAUCUGCCAAAAUUUAAAGGACCAGACACUCUAGUAUUCUAAAAUAAUAUUCUUUUUCUCUUCCAAUGUUGUCAAUUAAAAGAAACUGAAGUUGUUUUAAUAUAUGUGGUACAAGUGUGCAUUUGCCAUAGAUACUACAUUCAGCUGAAGUAAAUAUCACUUGAGAAGAUGGAUAAAGGAUUAAAAUGAAGGAGAAAAAAAUAAUUUGAGUUUCUAGUCUUUCCAUCAUUGCCCCACCUCUCUGGAUUUAUAUGCUAAUAUCCCAUUUAGAGGAGUUAAGAAACCCCAAAUCCAGGUCCCCUUUUCCAGCUGAUUUCCUUCCCUUCCUUGAUCUCAGUUUUCCAGUGCAACAGCUUGUUUUGUUCUACUUCAGUCAUCACUACCAGCAAUAAGAUACUCAUUUUUAAACCCUUCUCAUCUUUUCUCUUAACUUGUUUUGUUGAUUGAUGCUGAUGAUUCUUUUAUAACCUUGACAUAAUGCAAACAUGACUUGCAACAAAGAAACAAAGACAUCUAACAACUGUAUUACCAGUCUUUCUCUCUGUAUGUGAAGAAUUAAUAAAAGAACAGAAUUGAGUGCAAAGCACCUCUUUUGGCAUGGAGAUUUUUUUUUUAAUUCCUAUUAUUUUUAAGAUGAAUGACUACAGAGCACUCCAGGAAAAUUUUCUAACUUCUAAGAUUUCAUAGCAGUGUUAGAAGUUACAGAUCCCAGCAAAAUGUAUGAAGACCUGGAGUCAGUAUACUCAAAAUUUCCUCCAGAACAGGAAUUCCCACCUUUGUGUGGCACCUGCUGCUACUAUGCACAGACUUGCCUUCAGAUUUCUUUCAUCCAUUUAACUAUACCAAGCAAUAGGUUUUGCUCUUGAUUUGAGCACCUUGGCCGUCCUUCCUCUAUGCUGUCUGCUUCCUUGCUAUGCCUUCUCACCUCCUUAACUCUUUGCAAAUGUGGAGAAUUAACAUCUCCAGAACAACCAGAGGUCUACAGCUCCAUUCUAAGCAAUUUGCUUCUGAGGCCCUGUCUAUAGCAUAUGAGUUCUCCAGAAAACCAGUAACUUUAAAAGGAAAUUAAUUUUACUCUAAUAACUGGGAAUUAAUAUGAUUCUAGGGAAUGGAUGUUUAUUAUUCUAGGAGUAUUAAUCCCAUUCUAAUUUCUUUAUUUUCAAAGAUCUUCAGUUAGAAUAAACCUAAUCGAUCAAAUCCCCAUUUGGUGCUUGAAUCUUUUCUUUAGUUAUGCAGAGGGUUAAAGCAUCAAUGCAUCUAUAAAUUCUUAACUCUUGAUUUUGCAGCUGUAAAGAGGAUAGAAUUCUGCUAUACACCUUCAUUGGUCAGCUGAGACUGGCCAAAUCUGUUACCCAUGAAGAUAUCUAAAAUUCAAUGUGUGAACAAAGAAAUGUGUCUAUUAAAUAAUCAUACCUUA
Messenger RNA from Manis pentadactyla (Chinese pangolin), 4320 nucleotides. It is a transcript of the gene HS3ST3A1, whose product is annotated as heparan sulfate-glucosamine 3-sulfotransferase 3A1. Bases 149 to 1369 code for a protein of 406 amino acids. The record is from RefSeq and is a predicted model, not a curated record. Gene Ontology annotation, molecular function: [heparan sulfate]-glucosamine 3-sulfotransferase activity. Lineage: Eukaryota; Metazoa; Chordata; Mammalia; Pholidota; Manidae. The transcript has 2 exons.